AUGAGCACGAGCACGCGAAGACGAAAGAGAGGCACUGGGCCUUUUGAGUGCACGUUUGAAGGUUGUGGGAAGAUUUUUUCAAGAUCGGAUCACAUGGCAAGACACAGUCUGAACCACAGCGUCGAUAACAGGUUUCAGUGCGAAUGGCCUGGAUGCACGCGACUUUUCACUAGACAUGAUGUGAUGAAGAAGCACCAGAGUAGGCAUGCUGACAGAGAGAACAGGCCCAAAAAAGCCAAUACGGUGACUCCUAGCACAACUUCCACAGCAUCGCAGACACCAGAAAGACUUACAACAUCCUUCUCCUUGCAGGAAAUACCCACUACAAAAGGCGAAACCAAGAAAAUCAGCCCCAGCAGCUUGAAGGUCCAGUUCAUCACCCCCGAAGUGUACUCUCAAGCGAGUAAUGGUGCUCUUGCAAUGAUGCAAAAUGCCUCACACAACAUUGACAACAGUUCCCUCGAUACCCUGCUUCAAAGUUCAAACCCUCCGGAGACUGAUCCCAAAGGGCUGAACACUACUCCUGUUGCAAACGAAUCAGCAGGAGAUCCAUCAUUGGGUGUUGAAUUGCCUGCUUCGACUCCACUAUCUCCCUCACACCUGAUCAAAUGGUUGAUGAGGGAUCCUGCAAACCUUUCUCCAGAUAGCAGCGGCAACUCUGCUCAUCCGGAAAACGGUGCUUUUCAUGAUUAUUAUGAUGGUCAUUUGGGAUCUUCAACUAUUUCGAUGCUCAAAGAGAUCUUUGCUAUCACUCCCGAGUUUCCCACGGCCAACUACCAGAGCGAUGUGGAUGAAACGCUCAUUGUCAGCAUGCUAGGAUACAUCCCAUCACUUCAAAACCAUCCCGAUUUUGAGAUUCCAAAGAUCAAAUACUUUCUGGAGUUGUAUUGGUUGAUGUACCAUUCACAAUACCCCAUUCUACACAGACCUUCGUUCUCAACAUUUCAGGUUCAUCCCUUGCUGCUGCUUAGUAUGGUUAUGAUUGGAGCUUCGUUUUCCAAGAGUUCAAACUCGUCCGACAAUUUCAAUCUGGUGGCUCCGGAUGAGCUGGCAGACAUGAUAGCAGACCCGCUUCGCUGGCUGAUCUUUUCUUGUGAGGAAGCGAAGCCCGCGUGUAAAUCGUGGGUCAUUCAAAGUUUGUUGAUAUUGGAAACAUACGAGAUCACCAAAACCUCGCGAACGCUCCAUGAAAGAGCUUGCAUUUAUAACGGAGCAAAAAUCCAGUUGUUGAGAAGAAGUCCAAUAUUAGGCGGAGACCCCUCAAAGGAUGUUAGCUCUGAUCCGAGUCAUUCCAAUACUCUUUGGAGGACCUGGAUCGAGAGCGAGUCUAUGAAAAGAGUAGCGUGGAUGUCGUUCUAUGUGGAUACAAUGAAUGCUGUUGUAUACGGCCAUCCAGUGAACGUGCAUGCCUACCAGAUCAACUUGUCACUACCGUGUCCUGAUGAGUUUUGGGACUACGAUAACGUGGAUAGGAACGAAGCUCCAAAUUCUGUUGUUCAAAUGCCGUUAUUUUCAGAAGCAUUGAAGAGAUUGUUGCAAAAAGAAACUGUUCAGACUGGUAUAUUCGGACGCAAAAUUCUUCUAGCUGGUCUACUCAACCUAACUCUUCAAGCUAGAGAGAAGGACUCCCAACUCUCGAUUCUUGGCUGGGAUUCUGUAAAGGAGAGGUGGACUGAAACCAUUGGUGCAGCAUUGGAUAACUGGAGAACUCAGUUACCGGAGGGAAGUUGUUGCAUCACUUCUUCAUGUGUUUAUCAUUCAGAUGUAAAUCCGUCUACUAUUCCGGGCUCAUUGCAACCUCGAGACCUGCGGUGCAAGUUUCCCGAGUUCCAUGCCGCCCAGAUAUUCCAGAAAGUUACUCAUUACGAUUACAUCGUCUAUGCUGGUGCUCCGAAAAGAAUGAAUGUACCAAUUCUGCCAGAAGACUACGAGAUCGUGGCGCGAAGAGUCACCAAAUGGGCCAACUCUCUAGCUGGGCGACUUUGUGUGGUAAAUUCUUAUAUUUUGCUGUGCGAAAUGAUGAUUUCUCCAGAAGGUGCCGCAGAACCUGUGAACUUCGUUUAUGAGCCCAACAAAGAUCCAUUCAUAUACCGCCCUAACGUGGUCAUUUCGGCCGUUUUGUCGCUUUGGGUCUACUCAUUCCAUCUCUACGGGCCGGAAUCCUUCUUUUAUUCCUCAAAAUCAAAUUUCAGAGUUGAUGGGGAAUACGUUCCUGCAAUGGAGGAUGCAUGCACAUAUCUUAGACGGAUUAGAAACGAGUUUGCCCAGUUGACAGGGAAAUCACUUGGUUCCUUGCACACUAUGAAUUCCGUUUCAUACGGCCAGACCAUCAAAGAGUUUGCCGAGGCUUUGCCCAGUAUCAAGAAUGUGAACAACUUGGUGGGAUUGCUCUCAAUUCUCAGCCGUAGCUACAUAAGAUGCAGAUGGGAGACUGGUAGGGAAUACGGAAAGUUGCUGGGCACCUGUGUCCGGAAAAGCAUGGGGAGUGAUGACACUCUUUGCGUCGAUAUGUAUGAAAAUUAA
Messenger RNA from Kuraishia capsulata CBS 1993, 2523 nucleotides. RefSeq lists its product as uncharacterized. Gene Ontology annotation, molecular function: RNA polymerase II cis-regulatory region sequence-specific DNA binding; zinc ion binding; DNA-binding transcription factor activity, RNA polymerase II-specific. Lineage: Eukaryota; Fungi; Ascomycota; Pichiomycetes; Pichiales; Pichiaceae. Gene Ontology annotation, biological process: regulation of transcription by RNA polymerase II; DNA-templated transcription. The record is from RefSeq and is a predicted model, not a curated record. Bases 1 to 2523 code for a protein of 840 amino acids. The transcript has a single exon. Gene Ontology annotation, cellular component: chromatin.